GUACAAUGGAGCAAAUCAAAGGGACAUCUACAAGCUGCCUUCUAGUCCUUUUGAUAAGUUCCCUCGCAACAGCACAAGUAGCCCAAAGAUACACCUCACUGAAUCCUUGUACAUCGAAAGGGAAAUGUCACGAAUGUAUUCAAACACCAUCGUGUGCUUGGUGUUAUGAUCCAGAUUUCGGAGACAGCGCAAGAUGUUUCCAACCUUCCCAAGCGUACCAACAGGAGACCCGCUGCCGAGAAGAGUACGUCCUCAACCCGGACAACGUGCUCAGCGUUUUAGCGGCGCGCGCAUUGUCCAAGGCGGGGCGGGUGACCGGGGGCGGCGGUGGGCAGCUGGUGGGCGGCGCCGAGGGCAGCUACAACCACUCGGAGAACUGGUCUGAGAGUGGGAGCUUGUCGGGCAGCGCGGGAGGUGGGGCGGCUGGGGCAGCAGGGGGAAUAGUGCAGGUGUCGCCGCAGCGGUUGAAUUUGAAGUUGAGAGCAAGACAAUCUUACAGCAUAUCAAUGAAAUAUACUCAGGCGGAAGACUAUCCUGUUGAUCUCUAUUAUCUUAUGGACCUCAGUAAAUCUAUGAAUGACGACAAGGAAAAACUGUCUACUUUGGGCGAUAAACUAGCUGCUACUAUGAAAAAACUAACGUCCAAUUUCAGAUUGGGCUUCGGCAGUUUCGUAGACAAAGUCGUAAUGCCUUAUGUCAGUACGCUUGAAGAGAAGUUGAAUCGUCCCUGUGAUAUUUGUGUAGCUCCAUAUGGAUUUCGCCACCAUAUGACUCUUGACAAAAACACGCAUAUGUUUUCACAAAUGGUGAAAGACGCGAAUGUCUCUGGUAAUUUGGAUGCCCCCGAAGGUGGUUUCGAUGCCAUAAUGCAAGCAGUUGUUUGUCGAAAUCAAAUCGGUUGGCGAGAACAAGCUAGAAGGCUGCUCGUAUUUUCGACUGAUGCUAGUUUCCAUUAUGCCGGGGAUGGAAAGCUGGGUGGUAUCGUUAAACCCAACGACGGACUCUGCCACUUGGCCUCCAAUGGCACCUACACCGAGUCUUCCACCCAGGAUUAUCCUUCCAUUGAACAAAUAAAUCUCAGCGUCAAGAAGAAUUCCAUCAACGUCAUAUUCGCUGUCACUCAGUCCACUCUCGAAAUUUACGAACAACUCGCGAAAACCAUCGAAGGCGCCUCAGUUGGUAAACUGGAAGGGGACAGUUCGAACAUUGUGACGUUGAUUAAAGAGCAAUAUGAGCAAAUUUCCUCGACGGUGGAGAUGAAGCACAACGCUUCCAGUGCAGUCAGCAUAAAAUUCUUCACUAGGUGCCUCAAUUCGACAGGGUCUUUGGUGAACACUAAUAAAUGUGGGAAAAUCAAGGUCGGAGAUAUCAUUAAUUUCAAAAUCGACAUUGAAGUUUUGAAGUGUCCAAAGAAUCGUGCAGACUACAAGCAAACUAUACAGAUCUACCCUAUUGGUAUCAAUGAAAGUUUGGUUAUAGACUUGGAAAUGUUGUGUGAAUGUAAUUGCGAAAAACCUGGUGACAAGUUCUACAUGGAAAGUGCUCCGGCCUGUUCUCACCACGGCACGUACAAGUGCGGCGUCUGCGAUUGCUACGCGGGAGCGUUCGGCCGCCAUUGCGAGUGCACCUCGGACGAAAUAUCGCGGAACGUCACGACGAUGGACUGCGUCCCGCCCGGCAGCCCCUCGGGUCUGGAGUGCUCCGGCAAGGGCCAAUGUGUGUGCGGCCGGUGCGAUUGCGAGACCAGAGCGAACGAUAACGAGCGAAUCUACGGCAGAUACUGCGAAUGCGACAACUUCUCGUGCGAGCGACACGACGGCAAGCUGUGCAGCGGCGCCGAUCACGGCACCUGCGAUUGCGGCGUCUGUCACUGCAAGGACGAGUGGACGGGCUCGAAUUGCGGCUGCCGAAAGUCGAACGCGACUUGUUUCGCGCCCGGCGUGAUAGAUGGCGCCGUCUGUUCGGGGCACGGCAAGUGCGAGUGCGGCGCUUGCAAGUGCGAGACGACGGAGGAAGGAAGGUACUCUGGCAAGUUCUGCGAGAAGUGUCCGACUUGCUCCGACAAAUGCAUCGAAUACAGAGACUGCGUCCAAUGUCAGCAGUACAAGACUGGACCUUGGAAAAAACCCGAAGACUGUCGCGCGAAUUGUACGAAGUUUGUUCCCAUACCGGUUGAGGAAGUGACAGCCAAUGAAGAAACUGAAGUUCUAUGCGCGUAUUAUGACGAGGACGAGUGCAGAUUCACGUAUGUCUACUAUUUCGACAACGAGAACAAAAUUCAAAUUAGAGCCCAGCAAGAAAGAGAGUGUCCCGAUAAGGUUUACGUGCCAGGUAUCGUGUUGGGAGUGAUAGCUGCUAUUGUGCUCAUUGGCAUGGCUAUUUUACUUCUUUGGAAACUACUCACAACCAUCCACGAUCGCAGAGAAUUUGCAAGGUUUGAGAAAGAAAAAAUGAUGGCGAAAUGGGAUACAGGAGAAAAUCCAAUAUACAAACAGGCCACUUCAACAUUCAAGAACCCGACUUAUGCAGGAAAAGGUUAAAGUAUCACCAAGGAAUCAUUAUCUGUUUGUAACUGCCAUGAAUGAAUGGCAUAUCGCCAGUCUAUCGCUAUUUCAUUUUUUUUUUACUUCGUACAUGGGUAUUUCAUAAAAAUGGACUAGCGAUCGAUCAUCUGCCAACUAAUUUCACCUCAGUUUAUCAUUGCUGCUCCUCCAAACUUAUUGUCAAUAUUAUGCACGACACAUAUUACGAUAAUUGCUUUUGAUUCAGUGAUGAGAGACAGAAUUAUUAUGAGAAGAUAUUCAGAACAGAAUGGUAUUUUGCUGGACUAUUUCACGAAGCAUAAGCAUGUAACCGAACCGAUUCAUUCUGACAACUACAGCUAUAAUCAUUUUAUGUCAUACUGCCGAACUUUGGUUACGCGUUGGAAACACCAACGCUGAUAGACCAAUCAGAAUUGAAAGAAAGCUAGUGCGAUAACACAAGUUGACUUUGUCUUGUGAUGGUGUACAUUUUGAAGGAGCAGAAAUGAUUUUUAGAGGAGUGUGUGCGUGUGAACUCUUGAAGGUAGCUAAGUUGCUGGUGUUUUUCUAUUUAUUAAUGUGUGAACGAUUCUUGAAAGAUAAAAACUACCUACAAACAAUCCAAAUGAUAUUGUAUUUGUUUUGUGUUUGAUUUAUCUGAGGCAGCAUCAUGCCAAUCAGCCUUGAGAACAACAUAUUUCGUCUUGUUAUUAUAUGUUGGCCCUUAUCUAACUUCAACAGUUAUUCAUCAAAAUAUCUUCAACCUCAUUGUGUAACUGCAACAGUUUUUUUUCUGUUUUGAAUGACGGCAUAUACUAUUAUGGAAUAUGAGGGUUUUCACUUCGUGCUGUCACUAUUUUACAAGUUUUUAGUGCCAUAACUUUUUACAAAAUAUUUGAAAAAGUUUAUUAUUUGUAGCUUUACUACUAAUUCGAAUUGUCAUUGGGUACUGACGUUUGUCUUCAUUAUCAUUAUAGUUACGUUUGUCUUCAUUAUCGUCUAUUGUACAUGAUGUGUUUUUACCCCGUCAGUCUAUGGUUUUGUUCUUAGGAAGACAAAACCAGACACAUUAGUGUCUAUAACCGAAGUGCAUUAUAUCAAAUUAUGA
Phaedon cochleariae (mustard beetle) is the source of this 3630-nucleotide messenger RNA. The record is from the annotation of a GenBank genome assembly. NCBI's taxonomy places the organism in Eukaryota, Metazoa, Arthropoda, Insecta, Coleoptera, Chrysomelidae.